Larimichthys crocea (large yellow croaker) is the source of this 729-nucleotide messenger RNA. RefSeq names its product mitochondrial ribosomal protein S12 (gene mrps12). Gene Ontology annotation, biological process: translation. Bases 16 to 612 code for a protein of 198 amino acids. The record is from RefSeq and is a predicted model, not a curated record. NCBI's taxonomy places the organism in Eukaryota, Metazoa, Chordata, Actinopteri, Sciaenidae. Gene Ontology annotation, molecular function: structural constituent of ribosome. The transcript has 4 exons. Gene Ontology annotation, cellular component: ribosome; small ribosomal subunit.
UUAUUUUGGUAGGAUAUGAAAACCGGAAGCACACUUGUGCUGGCGGUAUUACUUCCGGUGCACGUUAGUUCCUGCGCUCGGUUUGACUUCAGUUCAAAGAGGAACUUCAAAGUAAAAGAGCCGCUCGGAGCCUCACCUGUCCGCUCACCUGUCCGGUUCGUCCCGGAUCCUCGAGCAGGAAUGUCUUCGUUGUGGCGCCUGAGACCAGUGAUGACAUCACUGCUUCAAGUCUCCCAGCAUGCUUCUGCCUGGACCGGUCCCGUCCUCUCCAGGACCAUGGCCACUCUCAACCAGAUGCACCGCAUGGGGAAGCCCAAACCGCCUCCUCAGUCCGUCAGCGCCACGUUCGGCCGGCCCCAGCUGAAGGCCGUGGUCCUGAAGACCAUGAUCCGAAAGCCCAAGAAACCCAACUCCGCCAACAGGAAGUGCGCUCGACUGCGGCUGUCUAACGGGAAGGAGGUGGUGGCCUUCAUCCCCGGGGAGGGACACAACCUGCAGGAGCACAACGUGGUGCUGGUGGAGGGCGGGAGGACGCAGGACCUGCCCGGGGUCAAACUCAAGGUGGUCCGAGGAAAGUAUGACUGUGCCCAUGUGGUGAAGAAGAAACAGUAGACUGUCACCUGUCACCUGUCACCUGUCACCUGUGUUUGUAUGUUCUGUAAUAAAACCUGAUCUGAUGAUGUCAUCACCACAAGAGUAAACAGUCUGUCCAUGUGACACAAACAGGAA